AUGCCCUCGUUUCUCAGCCGCCUUGUGAGCUUGAUUCGCAUAUGGUCUCUAAAAGCCGCCGUGAGCGCUCUUCUCAUUGUCUGGCGUGCAGUCGAGCCUCCUUCGGCACACUGCGCCCCGACUCUGGUCAAGACUUAUCAUGUCAGGCCGAAGCUGCGCAAUCGCAUUCACAUUCCACGGGCAUAUGAGUCGCACCGGGCACCUCUUCCCCUUUAUCUCAAUAUACAUGGCGGCGGCUGGACCCUCAUGGAAGCCUUGGAUGAUGACGAAUUCUGCUCGUACAUUGCCAAUACAUUCAACGUCGUCGUUGUGAACAUUGACUACCACAAGGCACCUCGGAACCCGUUCCCUGGGCCCAUCAACGACGUGGUAGCCAUUGCAGGUGCAGCUAUAGCUGAUGAGGAGCUUCCAAUAGACCGUAGGCGCAUCGCUAUGGGUGGCUUCUCAGCUGGAGGCAACCUCGCCUUGGCCGCGUCCCAGAGAGCCGAACUGCAUGAUGUCAUCCAGGCGGUGGUCUCGUUCUUUGCCCCCUUGGACAUGGCGACGCCUGUUUCACGUAAGCUCGAAACCAGGCUACGAUCAGAUAAGCCAGACAUGUUGGCCGGCAUUCUGGGUAUUUUCAAUGAAGCAUACAUGACUCCUGGCACCAACCCCACCAACCCUCUGCUCUCACCGAUAUAUGCCAAGAGAGAUGCACUGGCUGCUUGGCUGUGCGUCAUUGGCGCCGAAGAAGACUGUCUGUGCCUCGAAAGUCGGGAUUUCGCAGAGAAGAUGGCAUUAUCUCCGGAUAAUGAGGGCAAGUCUGAGAGUGAUACCUGGGAGAGGGGAAAAGUCAAAUGGGAACUGAUGAGAGGGAUGGCACAUAACUUCACACACCUCAGAAAGCGGGCUCCGAGCGCGGAGAUCAGAAGGAAAGAGGCCAACGUGGCACUCUAUGGUAGAAUCUUUGCGUGGCUCCAUUCAGGGCCCUGGUCGUAG
Messenger RNA from Neoarthrinium moseri, 978 nucleotides. RefSeq lists its product as uncharacterized. The record is from RefSeq and is a predicted model, not a curated record. Bases 1 to 978 code for a protein of 325 amino acids. The transcript has a single exon. Lineage: Eukaryota; Fungi; Ascomycota; Sordariomycetes; Amphisphaeriales; Apiosporaceae. Gene Ontology annotation, molecular function: hydrolase activity.